Molecule: messenger RNA, 1031 nt
Organism: Brassicogethes aeneus
Lineage: Eukaryota; Metazoa; Arthropoda; Insecta; Coleoptera; Nitidulidae
Source: the annotation of a GenBank genome assembly
ACGGAUUUAAAUGUGCCAAAAGUAUAAAUACGAUUGGGAGGAAGAGUCUCAACAUAGUACAACUUGAGAGUGUAUAGUGACAAGUUAACAAAAUAAACGGUUUAAAAUGAAGAUUUUCCUUAUAAUUUCGUCUGUUAUGGUGGCCACCCUGGCGGACCAAUGCCACUACGGGCAAACGAGUUCGAAACCCCAAUCUUUGGUUACUUGUAAAUCCAUUCCUGUGGAUGCCUUGGGCAAAAACAUGAAAUUGAUGGGUAAAACGGGACCCUUCGACUCUGUCCACGAUUUGGAACUGACCAAUUUCACCGGAAAAUUGGACGCAAACUCUCUAUCGAUGUUUCCAAACUUGCAAAGAUUGGUGAUACAAGAUUCGAACUUCGCCAAACUGGACGCAACAGUGUUUUCCAAGUGCUGCAAGAACCUGAAAAAAUUAUCCAUAAGAAACAACCCGCAAACCGUCAUAGAGCCGGCUAGCUUCAAGGACCUAAAUCAUCUGGAAGAACUGCACAUAAACAACAAAAUCAACAAGCUUUCGAAAGCUUUCCUGCAAGGAAUGCCAGCGAUAAAAAAGUUGACGCUGCGCCGCACUAAAAUCUCCGAAAUCGACGAAAAUGCGUUUGAAGACGUAAAAAACCUCGACUCCCUCGAAAUCUACGACAACGAUUUCCCCUCAGUCAAACCCAAAACUUUCGCACCGCUAAAAGAACUGAAGAAAAUCUCGAUCCUCGACAACGCCCUGUUAAAAACAUUCCCGCUCGACUUACUCAAAGAACAAAAGAAGUUGGAACUCCUAGGCCUUCCCGCCGAAAUACUAUCGAAACUUGACGCGUCGGCCUUGAAAAAACAAAUGCCCACCUUGAAGAAAAUCGAGGUCAAAGUCGACGACAAGAAGAAAUACGAAACGUUCUUCAAGAAAGUCACAGAUCAAGGCAUCAUCGUCAACUACAUUGGGGCCUAUUUUUAAUUUAAAUGUAAUUAAAUUGUACUGAAACUAAUAAAUAUAUAUUUGAAUGUCUAGAUAAAGAAUUGUA